AGUGCCUCCAGUGCCCCACUGCUGCCUCGCCACCAAAAUCCCGUCGGGAGUCGGGACGACGAAGAAGCCAAGUCGGUGCGCCGUAUAAAUCCUAUUCAACAAUCGCCACCCCCCAAAUCCCACCACCCUUUUCCCCCACUUCCACCCCUCGCGAUCUCUCCCCGGCCCGCCAUGGAGAUGUUCUACUACCUCGUGUUCGGCGCGCUCGCCGCCAUCGUGGCGGCGCUGGAGCUCGGCAAGUCCGGCAAGGACCGCGUCGCCACCUCCCCGGCCUUCAACUCCUUCAAGAACAACUACAUCCUCGUCUACUCCCUCAUGAUGUCUGGGGACUGGCUGCAGGGGCCCUACGUGUACUACCUCUACAGCCAGUACGGCUUCGACAAGGGCGACAUCGGCCGCCUCUUCAUCGCCGGCUUCGGUUCCUCCAUGCUCUUCGGUACCAUCGUCGGAUCCCUCGCGGAUAAGAAGGGUCGGAAGAGGGCGUGCGUCACCUACUGCAUCACCUACAUCCUCAGCUGCUUCACCAAGCACUCCCCCCAGUACAAAAUUCUUAUGGUUGGCCGCGUCCUUGGAGGCAUUGCCACUUCGCUGCUCUUCUCAGCGUUUGAGUCAUGGCUCGUCGCCGAGCACAACAAGAAAGGAUUUGAUCCACAAUGGUUGUCGAUAACAUUCUCCAAGGCUAUAUUUCUUGGCAAUGGUCUAGUGGCCAUUGUUGCUGGGCUAUUUGCAAAUUUUCUUGCUGAUAACAUGGGUUUUGGUCCUGUGGCUCCAUUUGAUGCCGCUGCUUGCUUCCUAGCAAUAGGAAUGGCAAUUAUCUUAUCAUCAUGGGGUGAGAACUACGGAGAUUCUUCUGACAGCAAGGACUUGAUAACCCAGUUCAAGGGUGCAGCUAAAGCCAUUGCUUCAGACGAGAAGAUUGCAUUGCUUGGAGCCAUACAGUCAUUGUUUGAGGGAUCAAUGUAUACUUUCGUUUUCCUGUGGACUCCUGCUCUGAGCCCAAAGGAUGAGGAAAUUCCUCACGGCUUCAUAUUUGCUACUUUCAUGCUUUCCUCAAUGCUGGGUAGUUCAAUUGCUUCUCGUUUGUUAGCUCGGAAGCUGAAGGUUGAAGGUUAUAUGCAAAUCGUGUUUUCUGUAUCGGCCUUUACUCUUUUCCUCCCUGUUGUCACUAAUUUCCUAGUACCUCCCUCUGGGGAGAAAGGUGGUAGCAUUUCGUUAGGAGGCUGCUUACAGCUUCUUGGUUUCUGUACCUUUGAGUCAUGUGUUGGUAUAUUUUGGCCAUCGAUCAUGAAGAUGAGAUCUCAAUAUAUUCCUGAGGAGGCAAGAAGCACAAUCAUGAAUUUCUUCCGUAUACCACUCAACCUGUUUGUUUGCGUGGUGCUAUACAAUGUGAAUGCAUUCCCAAUAACUGUCAUGUUCGGCAUGUGCUCCAUUUUCCUAUUUAUGGCAGCAAUCUUGCAGAGGCGCUUAAUGGUUGUCUCUGAUCUUCACAGAUCGACAAAAGCAGUGGAGAUGACUGCAGAAGAUGAGCCUUUGAACCCUUAGAAAACAACAAGACCAUAUAAGUGAAUCAGAAGUCAAAAUGGCCCCAAUCUUUGAUUUGUUCCCAUGGGGUUGCUGAAUAAUAUCGAUAUCCAAAGGCUGUAACGACUGUAACAGAAUGCAGUUUAGUGUGUUGGAUUGGUGCUAGUGCAGUUUACAGUUUUGUCAUGAUAUAGAGAACAUGAUGUAGCAAGUCCUGACUAUUGUGCCACACGCGGCAGUGGAGCUCGGUAUAGCCUCCCCACGUUUUCCCCAUAUUUUCUUCUUGUGUUUUCUGAUAGGGUUGACAUUUGUAUUCAAAUGCCAGAAGUAUCAUAUGGAAGCCUGUAUCGCUCAUUUUGGAUGCAAACGCUGAGUAAAGUGAGAAAAGACACUCGUUAGCGACCAACAAUCUAGAAGUAAAACGUCUUCUGUCGUUUUGUUCU
This is a messenger RNA of Sorghum bicolor (sorghum), 1964 nucleotides long. Its product is annotated as molybdate-anion transporter. The transcript has 8 exons. Lineage: Eukaryota; Viridiplantae; Streptophyta; Magnoliopsida; Poales; Poaceae. Gene Ontology annotation, molecular function: molybdate ion transmembrane transporter activity. The coding region runs from base 172 to 1542 and encodes 456 amino acids. The record is from RefSeq and is a predicted model, not a curated record. Gene Ontology annotation, cellular component: membrane. Gene Ontology annotation, biological process: molybdate ion transport.